Messenger RNA from Effrenium voratum, 490 nucleotides. NCBI's taxonomy places the organism in Eukaryota, Dinophyceae, Suessiales, Symbiodiniaceae. The record is from the annotation of a GenBank genome assembly.
GCUCAGAGCGCCAAAGCUCUAGCUUCCGGAGCCCUAACGACUCUGUGAUCUCGGACUGCAAGGAUGGCCCGCAGCACGUUCCUGCCUCUGGUCCUGUUGGGACUUUGUGCGCUGUGUGCCUGGAACUGCACACCCAGCACCUUCGUGGCACCGCGGGGCACCGAGGUCGAGGUUGGCAAGGAGCAGAAGCUGAGGGAAGGCGUGGCUCUGGGACUGUCUGCCGGGCUGCUGACAGCGGAGCCUGCCUACGCCAAUGUGUUCUAUGACGAGAUCCUUCCCUACUCUCUGACCAUCAGCUUCGCUAUCAUUUGGGGCAUCAUCCUGGGCUUUGUUCUGCUGCGACUUCAGGAGGCAUUCCCGGAGUGAGCUGCCAGUGGCGCAUUUUUUCCUAGCAAAUUGCAAUUGGGCCACCCAGGCCGGCAUGCGCAGGUGGCAGAAAUCAAGCGUGGCUGCGUUUGAUUGUCGAGACACAGCAAUGGCUGCAGUUAGU